GGUGCCGAUUGGCCGCUUCCCCCGCCGUGCCCCGGAAGUAGUGAGAGGACUACGGGUCCCGGCAGGCCCCUCGCGGCCGCCAUCGCCGGGCCGGCGGGGAUUUCCCGGGACGGCGGCGGCCGUGGCGGCCCCAAUGGCGGCGCGGGCCUGAAGCGCGGCCCAGCCCGGGCAUGGCGGCCGCGGAGGCGGCGGCGGCGGCGCCGUCCCCCGGUGAGGCGAAGCGGCCGGAGGGCGAUGAGUGGUGCGACAGCGGCCUGGGCUCGCUAGGCGAGGGGCAGCUGGGCCCGCUGCCCGCCAGCCCCGGGCCCGCCAGCCCCGGCCCGGCCCUGGGGCCCGUCACGGCGGCUGUAGGCGCCGUUCGCCUGGCUGAGUCCCCCGAGGAGGAGCGGGAGGAGGUGGCGGCGGCCGUGGACCCCGCGGCCUGGCUGCGGCACGUCCUGGGCUUCCUCACCGAGGACGGCGACACGGCCUUGCACUUGGCCGUGAUCCACGAGCACGAGCCGUUCCUGGACUCCAUCCUGCAGUACACGGCCGGCACCGAGUACCUGGACCUGCAGAACGACCUGGGGCAGACGGCCCUGCACAUCGCCGUCAUCCUGGGGCUGUCGGGCUUCGUGCGGAAGCUGCGGGCGGCGGGGCGCGGGGCUGGGGCUAGGAGCGGGGGGGGGCACACGGCGCUGCACCUCGCCUGCCGGGAGGGGCGACGGGGGGUGCGCCCGCCACCUCCUGGGCACCCCCCCGGCCCCCCGCCACCCGGAGGAGCGCGCCAGCUCGACAGCGUCAACUACGACGGUUACACCCCCCUGCACAUCGCCGUCCUGCGCAAAGACCUGGAGCUGGUGGAGCUGCUGCUCAGCGCCGGCGCCCGACCUCAACAAACCGGUGACCCAGCUGCGGCCCGCAGCCCCCUGCACCUGGCGGUGGAGGCGCAGAGCCCCGAGGUGGCGGAGGCUUUGCUGCGGGCGGGGGCCGACCCGGCCGCCCGCAUGUACGUGGGGUACACCCCCCUCUACAGCGCCCGCCACCGCCCCGACCCCCGCCUGCCCCCCCUCCUGCGCCGCUUCGGGGCCCCCGACCCCCCCCCCGGCCACGAGGACGAGGACGACGACAGCCCCGACGAGAGCCCGGCUGACGACAGCGACGAGGAAUACGACGACAUCGUCAUCAACAGCGGGCGCUGCCUGGACUGACGGGGCCCCCGCCGCCCCCCCCCCCCUUCCCGCCCCCACGUCUCCCCCUAUUUAUCCGGGGCUCCCGCUGCCGUUGGCUGGACUUUGGGAGAGCCCCUGCUUCCCCCCACCUUCCCCCCCCCUCCC
Messenger RNA from Chroicocephalus ridibundus (black-headed gull), 1316 nucleotides. RefSeq names its product NFKB inhibitor beta (gene NFKBIB). Gene Ontology annotation, molecular function: protein binding. Gene Ontology annotation, biological process: cellular response to lipopolysaccharide. NCBI's taxonomy places the organism in Eukaryota, Metazoa, Chordata, Aves, Charadriiformes, Laridae. The record is from RefSeq and is a predicted model, not a curated record.